Prunus avium (sweet cherry) is the source of this 3768-nucleotide messenger RNA. The record is from RefSeq and is a predicted model, not a curated record. NCBI's taxonomy places the organism in Eukaryota, Viridiplantae, Streptophyta, Magnoliopsida, Rosales, Rosaceae.
CAGGGAGCACCUAUAAAACCAUCCAAAACCCAAACCCGAACCCCCCAAAACCUUUCCAUUCUUGGUCUCUGGUCUUCAACACACACACUCUCUCUUCUCUUCAAGUCUUGAUCUGCAACUCUCACUGAAGAAGUUUAUCGGAGGAACGCGAACCAUGACGUUGUUCGACAGGGAGGUCGUUUUUCUCAUACUCCAGUUCUUAAAUGAAGCGAAUGAAGCGAAAUACAAGGACACUGUUCACAAGUUGGAAAAAGAUUCAGGGUAUUUCUUCAAUAUGAGGUAUUUUGAGGAUUGCGUGAACAAUGGUGAAUGGGAUGAGGCGGACAGUUACCUGAGUGGAUUUUGUAAGGUUGAUGAAAGUAGAUACUCAACGAAGAUUUUCUUUGAGAUUCGGAAACAAAAGUACUUUGAGGCCCUUGACAGGCAUGACUAUGCUAGAGCUGUCGAGAUUCUUCAGAAGGAUUUGAAAGUUUUCUCGACAAUCGACGAAGAGAGAUUUAAGGAAAUGACCCUGCUUCUGUCGUUGGGGAAUUUUAGGGAGAAUGAGGAACUAUCAGAUUAUGGUGAUAUUAAGUCUGCCAGGGCUGUUAUACUUACUGAAGUAAAAAAGAUAAUUGAGGCAAGUCCACUUUUCCGUGAUAAGCUGCAAUUCCCCAAGUUAAAGAACUCAAGGCUGAGUACACUGAUCAAUCAGGGUUUAAAUUGGCAGCAUCACCUUUGCAAUAAUCCUAGGCCAAACCCUGACUUUAAAACUCUAUUUUCGGACCAUAGUUGUGGUUGUGGACAAAUUGCUUGUGCUCCUUCCCCUGCAAUUAACCCUAUAAUGGGAUCCAUUGCUAAACCAUUUCAGCCUGCACGCACACCUCUUACAACAUCUCUCUCUGGAUGGACAGCUAACCCGUCCUCUGUUCCGCACCAAACAGUUUCUGCCGGACCAAGAGGUCUAACAGUUCCUAAUAAUGCAUCAUCUUUGCUAAAGCACCCUAGGACUCCUCCCACUAAUAACCCAAGAAUGGACUAUCAAAUUGCAGAUUCUAAACAUGUGUCCAAGAAGAGAUCAAGACCUUUGGGGACCCCAGCUAAGAGCCAUGCCGAUACCCGUCACUCUUCUGAGGACUUGCCCAAGACUGUUAUUGUCAGUUUGAGUCAAGGUUCAGCUGUCAAGAGCAUGGACUUUCAUCCAGUGCAACAGACUCUGCUUCUCGUUGGAACAAAUAUUGGCAACAUAACAAUUUGGGAGGUAGGCAGCAGAGAGAGGCUUGUUUCUCGGAAUUUCGAGAUUUGGGACUUUGAUGCAUGUUCAAUGGCUCUGCAGGCAUCUGUGGCCUUUGAAUACACUGCAUCAAUCAAUCGUGUUAUCUGGAGUCCUGAUGGUUCCCAUAUUGGUAUUGGAUAUUCCAAGAGUGUAGUGCACAUAUAUUCCUAUCAUGGUGCUGAUGAUUUACGGAACCAACUAGAGAUUGAUGCUCAUGUUGGUGAAGUUAAUGAUCUUGCCUUUACUCACCUAAACAAACAAUUAUGCAUCAUAAGUUGUGGAGAGGACAAGACCAUCAAGGUCUGGGAUGCUAUCACUGGCAAUAAGCUGUAUAGUUUUGAAGGUCAUGAAGCAUCAGUUUAUUCUGUGUGCGCACAGAUGAAGGAAAACACUCAGUUCAUCUUCUCUACAGCCGUUGAUGGGAAAAUCAAGGCAUGGCUCUAUGAUAACUUAGGUUCAAGAGUUGAUUAUCAUGCUCCAGGCCAUUCUUUCACAAGAAUUGUCUAUAGUACUGAUGGAACGAGGUUAUUCUCAUGUGGGACUAAUAAAGAAGGAGAAUCAUACAUUGUGGAAUGGGAUGAAACCCAGGGGGCUGUAAAGCGAACAUAUAAUGGGCUUGGGAAGCGAACUCUGGGGGUCGUGCAGUUUGAUACGAUCAAGAACCGAUUCUUGGCUGCUGGUGAUGAGUUUCAAAUUAAAUUUUGGGACAUGGACAAUGUGAACCUGUUGAAUGCCACUAAUGCGGAGGGUGGAUUACCGGCGUCUCCUUGUUUGCGAUUUAACAAGGAAGGAAUUAUGUUGGCUGUUUCAACAAAUGAGAAUGGUAUUAAAGUACUUGCAAAUGCCGAUGGUGUUCGACUUUUGCGGUCAAUUGAGAAUCGUGCAGUUGAUGCCUCCGGGAUGGCUUCUGGAAAUGCUGUGAAGAGACCCAUAAUUGGCACAUUUGGUGCUUCCAGUUCUGUUCAUGGAACAAACAAUGGGGUUGCAGAUAGAAGUCAAAUGUCUACAGUAGUUGGUCUGAAUGGAGAUGCUCGAAGUUUGGACAAGAAUUCAAGGGUUGCUGAAGAGUUACAGAAACCUAAAACUUGGAAGCUAACUGAAGUUAAUGAACCAUCUCUUCUUCGUUCCAUACGGCUUCCCGAUGCUUUGAACCUGAUUGUUAGGUUGAUAUAUGCAAACUCAGGAGGGUCUAUAUUGGCAUUGACACAUACUGGGGUACACCGACUUUGGAAAUGGCAGAAGAAUGAGCAGAAUGUUUUGGGAAAAGCAACUACCACUGUGCCACCUCUGUUAUGGCAACCUCGCAGUGGUAUAUUGAUGAUGACCAAUGAUAUAAUCGAUAGAAAUCUUGAAGAUUCGGUUCCUUCUUGCCUUGCUCUUUCCAAUAAUGAUUCUUAUGCUGUGUCAGCAUCAGGAGGGAAAAUUUCUCUUUUUAAUACGGUGACAUUCAAGACGUUGGCAACCUUUAUGCCUCCCCCACCUGUAGCAACAUUUGUUGCUUUCCAUCCUGUGGACAAUAACAUUAUUGCCGUUGGCAUGGAGGAUUCUACAAUUCACUUGUUCCAUGUCCCAAUUGACACUGUCAAGUACAAGAUCAAGGGUCAUCAGAAGAGAGUAACUGGCCUGGCCUUCUCCACUGUUCUGAAUGUUCUUGUAUCAUCAGGAGCUGAUUCUCAGCUGUGUGUGUGGAGUCUGGAUGGAUGGGCAAAGCAGGCUGGUACGUUCUUGCAGAUUCCCACUGGUCGCGUGCUUACACCUCUUGCUCAGACCCGAGUUCAAUUUCACCAAGAUCUGAUACAUCUGCUGGCGGUACAUGAAACUCAAAUAGCCAUAUAUGAAGCAUCAAAGUUGGAGUGCCUUAAGAAGUGGGUGCCACGACAAUCUCUUGGUCCUAUCACAGAUGCUACAUAUUCCUGUGAUAGCCAGUCAAUCUAUGCGAGCUUUGAGGAUGCAAGUGUAUUUGUUCUAACUGCCUCCACACUACGAAUCAGAUGUCGGAUAAGCUCUGCUGCAUAUAUACCGUCCAAUCCCAGCGUGAGGGUGUACCCUGCUGUAGUUGCGGCUCAUCCAUCUGAGCCCAAUCAGUUUGCAGUUGGACUCACUGAUGGGGGAGUCGUUGUUAUGGAGCCACCAGAAUCAGAGGAGAUGUGGGGUACUAUGCCUCCAGUUGAGAAUGCAGGGCCUAGUGCUGGCGCAGCAGCUGGUUUGGAUCAACAGCAAAGGUGAUAGUGAUCUUGAGGCAUUCAACUGAUGACUGAUUUUGAUCCACAAUUUAAUUCAAGAGGAGCUACAAGUUUUUAGGUCGCACAGAGUGUAGGGUUUAGACUUUUGGUGAAUAGGUCUUAGCUAGGGUUACAUGACCGCUGAUCAUAUUUUGGGGAAUUCCCUUCAUAUACAUAAAAAAAAGAGAAGGUACAUAGAUGUUCAUAUCAUCAUACAAGAGACAUUAGGAGAAGAGCAGCUGUUGUUACUACACACUAAUGAAUUUGGCUAUUACAGGUCUUUGCUACCAA